AUGGAGUACUCUUUUCUUCAAGAUUUAGACAAUGAUAAGGGUAGUUUGAUGAUAAGAGUUCGAGUUUGUAGGAUGUGGGAAUCAAUCAACACCAAGAAAAAUGGAGAACUUAUCAGUCUUGACAUGAUUUUCAUUGAUGAAAAGGAAAAUCUUAUGCAUGCAACAAUCGGAAAAAAUUUAGUUACCAAGUUGAAGCACCUUUUGAGUGAGGGUUGUUUAUAUAGUAUAAAAAAUUUAAAAGUGGUUGCAAGCACAGGCGAGUACAAACCUCUUUCUAAUGAGAACAAACUUCUUUUUUUGGUUACAACUUCCCUAAAGAAGUUGGAAGAAGGAAUUGUUAAGAUUCCAAUCAAUGGAUUUCAAUUCAUAUCUCAAAGUUUAAUUGAUUUACGUGUCAAUGACAAUACAAUCCUCUCAGAUGUUGUUGGAUGCUUGUGUGGAGUGGGUGACAUUGAGAUUGUUGGAGGUAACUGGAAAAAAAGAGACAUAAAAAUUAUAACAAAUUAUUCGGUGACAACAAAAAUAACUUUAUGGGGAGAUUUGGGGGAGAUGUUUGAUCGUGAAGUCAUUUUUUCUACAACAAGUGCAACAAAAAUAUAUAUUAAUCUUGAAAUAGAUUAUGUGACAUCUUUAAUUGAGAGAUUUUCCACCACCUCCAACCGAGUGCAAGAUAUUGAAAGUUCCAACGUCAAUAGGCUUUCUCUUGAGGAAGAGAUGUUCCUCAAUCGUUUGAGUAUUAAAGAAAUGUUAGAGGCUAAUUUGGGUGAUCAAGUCAAGGAGUGCAUUGUUACAAUAAGGUGCAAAAUUAUUGGUAUAGACAACACUUUUGGAUGGUACAAAAUACAUAUAAGAGUCAUGGAUAAAACUGGAGAAACAACUUUUGUUUUAUUCAAUGUUAUAGCUGAAAAAUUACUUGAUACAUCUGCACACAAGUUAUUCAAUAGAUUAUCUUCAAACAAUAAUCUUCCUACAGAGAUUGAAACUCUUUGUGGAAAAGAUUUUGUUUAUAAGUUAAGAUUGAAUGAAUAUAACUUAAAAGAGGGUCUUGAAAAUUUUACCGUAUCCAAGAUUUUUGUGCCUAAUGAGAAAUUAGAACAAGAACAUGAAUCAAAGAAAGUAAAGAAGGAAAAAUUUACUACAAAUGAUGGAGAUGAGAAACUAAGGGUAACAAAAGAAAAUCAUUCUCAAGAUGUGGGUCAUCAUGAUUUUGGAGAUUCUGUGGAAGACUAUGGUCUCACUGUUCAAAGUGGAAAGAGAAAAAAGCAUGUUGUAGUUGAUGAUGAAGAUGAUGAUUAA
Molecule: messenger RNA, 1296 nt
Organism: Humulus lupulus (European hop)
Lineage: Eukaryota; Viridiplantae; Streptophyta; Magnoliopsida; Rosales; Cannabaceae
Product: replication factor A protein 1-like
Exons: 9
Coding region: 1-1296 (431 amino acids)
Biological process (GO): DNA replication; DNA recombination; DNA repair
Cellular component (GO): nucleus
Molecular function (GO): DNA binding
Source: RefSeq, a predicted model, not a curated record